AUGUCACGCUCACCUUCAACUUCGCACUCACGUUCAUCCUCGAUCCAAGUUGAGGCAGGUCCAUCACGCCAAACUCGAAACACCUCUCGAACGAUAUCGGUUGAUGACGACAUCCCGCCUUCAGAUGUGGACCAAGAUCUGGACGAGCUCAACUCAAAGUCGGGCCAAUCGUCGCCUCAUCAUGAUACAAUCUCGUCCGACCCUCUGGCAUUCAGCGAGGGAGGUAGUCCGAUAAAUAUCAAGAAGGGUUUACCUGACCGCAAAGAAGGAGAUGAAGAUGGAUAUGGAAGGAAUGAGAGAUUGUUCGAUGAUACGAGACAUACCAAAGGGGAAGGAUCAAAGAAUCUCAUAUCUCACACACGAAAGGGGUCAUUAUUCACUUCGAAACCAUCAUACGAAUAUGAUGACGAGUAUAAACGAUCGAAGAUCUCAGUAAAGUCCAUAUCUCGUCAUCAUUCCAAAAGUUCAACAAGCAUCCAUCUCACUAGCACUAACACUCACAAAAAAAGAAACAGAUCGCCAUCCAAGGUGAAUAAUCAAGAUGAACCUAUCAUCAUCGACUCUGAUUCGGAUCUAGUAUCAAACUCUCACAGAAGAAGACCUAUCGUAGAAAUACCUUUGAUGCCUUUGAACCACAUUCGAAGGUAUCUGCACCUCAGGAGAGAUACUGAAACCCCCACUGAGAGAAGUAGAAGGAAAUUACCUGAUCUGAGAUCCGAAUCGGAAUUGCACUCUUCAAGUGAUACUGCCUCAGUGGUAGUCAUCAACAAGAGGAAACGUAGAGAAUCUUCCGUAUCAUAUGGAUAUGAAGAGGAUGGGGAUGGAGAGAUGAGCGAGGAUGAAUCCGAUAUGGGGAGCGAUCAGAUCGCGUUAAGAAGGAGUGGAAGAUCCGGAAUGAAGAAUGGCAGAAGAGGGAUAUACGAAGAUGAUGGUGAUAGCGAAAUUGCUGAAAGGACCAGAGCGAGACGACCGAUUAACAUCACUCGACGAUCAUCCCUGUCGACUUUUUCCAGCACCGACUCCGAUACAAGAAGCUACAGAACCAAUUCCAAAGGUAAAGGCAAAGCUAAAAUGGGGAAUAACACCAACAAACGUAAACCUAAAGCCUUGUCCAGUGACGAUGACGAAUUCAACUUGAUCUCCAUGUCGUCGGAUCAAGAUGAUACCAACGAAUCUGAUGUCUCAGACUAUAGUAAGCCCAACAAGGGUAAGGGGAAAGGUAAAGGAAAAUCCAGUGGAUGGAAAGUGAAGGUCACUCAGGAUGAUUUGUAUACCCAUAGAGGGUUCUGCGAAAAAUGCUCACGAGAACCUGCCGAUGAGAUCCUUGAUAAAGCGAUAAACAGGAAAAACAGGAAGAAGAAGAGAAAGAGGAACGAAGAGGAUGAUGAUAUGAUAAGUGACGAGGAGCUGGCAAAUAUGCUGGAAGGGUGGUUAGAGUGUGAGAAAUGUGUAGUGUCUUCUCAUUGGGGAUGCCUCACACCGACACAAAGAAAAGACGUCCUUGCGGAUAUACGAGAACGUGAAGGUACGCCUGCCGAGGGUGAGAAACCCAGAAGAAAGAUCGCAAUCGACGAAGCAGCCACGUUUGUCUGUGCGAAAUGCGCACUCAAUCCUGAUUGUUUCGUAUGUCACAAAGAUGAUAUCAAGGAGAAAGCUUCCAUUGCCCCAGACAAAAAGGAUGUCACUAAAAAUGGAGAUGAAGAAGAUGAGAAAAUGGAUGUUGAUAAACCUGAGGAUCAGAAAGAUGGCAACGACAAAGACGAAGAGGAGAUACCGAAGUUUAGAUGUUUGAGGUGUAAACAAUGUGUGCAUUAUGAACAUUUGGACGUACCUCAUUCACUUGCCGAGAAUCCUUCUCUACCUGAAGUAGCUUUCCAUUAUCAACACAGGACUGAAGAAGGAGAUGCUUGGAUCUGCCACCAGUGUAGAGCAUGGAUCUGGACUGUUGACAUGAUCAUCGCUUGGAGACCUUCUCCACCUAACGCGAUUGAGCCAGAACUCGAAGAAGAUGAAAAAGCCAACUGGAAAGAUCCUUUACCUCGAGAAUAUCUUGUCAAAUGGACAGGUAGAGGAUUCAGACAUGUCACAUGGGUACCUCAUCCAUGGCUACAAGUACUCUCAUCAUCGCGACUUCGUCACUUCCUUGAGAAGGGUCCGAACCUCGAUCUAAUCACGGAUGAGACGCUAGCUGCGAAAGGAGACGAGAUGGCUCAGCCUACUAUCUCGAAGCUGACUGCUGAGGACGAUCAAGUCUCAGGUCGGAAGAGUGGACAUUCACUUGAGCAUGUUUCCGCAAGUCAGGAGGGGAAGAAGGAAUGGAAAGGUAUUGGACCCGGUCCUGAGAAGGAUGCGGAGAGCAGUCUUCCAAUUGAGUGGAGUACGAUCGAUCGAGUCCUGGAUUUAAUGCUUCUACCACCUCGUCAAAGGGCAAAACCUUCCACAACGAAACGAGGAAAGAGGAUCAUGUCUACUUCGCUUUCCGCUUCAGCUUCUGAAACAGGUCAAGCUAAUUCCUCAGCACUCGCAAAUGGUGAAAGGAGCCCGGCAGAUGAGAUGAGGAGGCAAUACGGAUUGAGAGAUGGUCAGAAACCUCCUGCUGAAAUGCAGAUGGAUAUUGAUACUUGGGAAGAGAAAGCUGGUAGGGAGUUAGAUGAGGAUGAUGUGGAUGAAGUGGCUGGGUUGGUCACUUGGUGCUUCGUUAAAUGGGAUGAUCUGCAAUAUGAUCAAUCUACAUGGGACACACCGCCACCUACCGACUCACCCUUAUAUCCGGCAUUCAAGCAUGCCUUAGCCAGAUACUUGAGAUCAAGAAAGAUUGAAAUUCCCGUUCUGACCCCUGAUCAAGUCAGACUUCGUGAUACCAACGCUGAAGGGCUGUAUGUACCGCCUACUAACCAACCGGACUGUAUCGUUGGAGGGCAACUCAUGCCGUUCCAGAUGGAAGGGUUUCAAUGGUUAUUAUACAAGCAUUUCAGAAGGGAGAGCUGUAUUCUAGCUGAUGAUAUGGGAUUGGGAAAGACCAUUCAAAUUGCCUCGGUGUUGGGAUAUUUGGGUUCAAGCAAAUACAAGAUAUACCCUUGUUUAGUGGUUGUCCCCAAUUCAACUAUUACGAAUUGGGUAAGAGAGUUCGAGAAAUGGGUUCCACAUAUGAGAGUGGUCCCAUACUAUGGCGAAUCAGCUUCUCGUAAGAUUAUUAGUAAAUAUGAACUGUACCAUAAAGGAAUGCAAAAUAAGGCUGAGGGAUUAAAUGCCCAUGUCGUCCUCACCACGUACGAUAUGAUCACGGGUCAUGACUUUAGGGUGUUCCGAAAUAUACCUAGAUGGGAGGUACUGUGCGUUGAUGAAGGACAAAGACUCAAAUCAGAUAACAGUCUGAUAUUCAACCGACUCAAAACACUUAAUAGUGUUCAUCGAAUCUUAAUGACUGGUACACCCCUAAAUAACAAUUUGAGAGAAUUAUUCAAUCUGCUCAACUUCCUGGAUCCGACCACGUUCAAGCAACUGGAAGAUUUGGAAAAACGAUUUGAAAAUCUGAACGAAUCGCUCGUAACGGAAUUACAUGAGAUGAUCAAACCUUAUAUAUUGAGGAGAAUCAAAGCGGAUGUAUUGAAAUUGCCGCCAAAGAUCGAAAUUAUCGUUCCUAUCUCAUUGACGGCGAUUCAAAAACAGAUUUAUAAGGGUGUGUUUGAGAAGAACUCGGAGUUGAUUCAGGCUAUUCUGAGAGCUAGGAAAAGGAGAAUGAGGUUGGGUAGAUAG
Kwoniella mangroviensis CBS 8507 is the source of this 3756-nucleotide messenger RNA. RefSeq lists its product as uncharacterized. Bases 1 to 3756 code for a protein of 1251 amino acids. The transcript is spliced from 20 exons. Gene Ontology annotation, biological process: chromatin remodeling. NCBI's taxonomy places the organism in Eukaryota, Fungi, Basidiomycota, Tremellomycetes, Tremellales, Cryptococcaceae. Gene Ontology annotation, molecular function: chromatin binding; ATP-dependent chromatin remodeler activity; ATP binding. Gene Ontology annotation, cellular component: nucleus; chromatin. The record is from RefSeq and is a predicted model, not a curated record.